UGUGUGACUUGGUCUGUAAAGUACCAUGUAGUGUGAACUGUUUCUAAUUCUCAAAACAGCCACAAAAAUGUUGCUUAGUUUACGACAUUCUGUCAGUUUUGCGACAAUGUUUAUAUUCCAUUUGCUCUUUGUAGCCUCUUUCUGUGUAGGUUAUCAAAUAACUGCUAAAAUCUCAAUAACAGCCGCUAAUGAUCCACAAGGUCAUGACGUACACAUGCCCGAUGAGUUAGAAGUCAAUAUUACGCUACAGAACAAUGUUUCAGCUCGUCUGCGACUGACACGCGCAGGUCAGCUUGACCCGGAUGUUCCUAUCUAUACCCUGAGCACUGGCACGGAAGGUGAAAGGGUGAUCAGACGUGAGGAGCCUGUGACUGGUGAGAAACCUGUUUAUUAUCAAGACAUUAAUUCACUAGCUGUCAUGGAAGUUACGAGCGUCAGUGUCGGCGAGAAAAGUCCGCAGAUGUUUAAAAUCCAAAAAGGUGUAUUCCAUUGGAAUUCUACAACCUACUCUAUUACGCCAACAAGGAGGAAAAGGGAGGCGAUCUCUGAAGUUCAUAGUUUCGUGUACAACAUUGAGCAGACACAAUUGCAGGAGACGUUUGAAAGAGUUACUGCCCCUCCUGAGUAUGUUGAGUCAAAGGCAUUAGAUGACAGAGAGAUUGGCUUACAGCAGGAAGACACAGAGAGUGUUCCACAGUCAGAAGAUACAAAACAUUCAGACGUCACCCUUUUGAAAGAGAUCUCGAGACGCAAACGUCAAGACGAGGCUCCGACCUACUUUGUUGACGUCACUGCCUUUCUGGACUACACUGGCUACCAACGGUUUCUUGAGAGAUCACACAAUGAUUCCAUGACUUGUUUGAGUAAAAUACAUGAGUAUUUUGCGUUCAUUUUUACCGGAAUUGACCUCAUCUAUCAAGAAUGGCCAGCUACAAGUUUCCAGAUUAGAAUUCGACUGACUAAAAUAAUUAUAUUCCAGGAUCCUGCCGUGCUCCCGAUACCAGCAAACAACGAAUCCAUGUAUCAGAAUUUGAGUUUUUCACUGAAAGGAACCGUCAACGCUUACACAGCAAUUUAUAGCUUCUGGGAAUUUUUAAACUCAAGUCAAGGAAGAGAAAUGAGCUAUCCUUAUGAUCACGCCAUGCUAUUUAUUGGGUCAGACCUGUGGAGUCCUUAUCCUGAGCCUAAUAACGGAAUAACAGGUUUAGCAGCAGUGGGCACUUUGUGCAGGACAGACGGCACGAGCUCCUCUGUUAUUGAGGACCUGGGAGACUAUUUCGCCAUGUUCACGGGCGCUCACGAGCUUGGUCAUAGUUUGUCUGCUCUGCACGAUGGAAUGUCCCCAGGCUGUCAGGCGGAUGACUUUUAUCUGAUGGCGCCAUUGUUUACCUGGUCAGGUGAGGCCAAAAAACUCCAUCCCUGGCGGUUCUCCAACUGCAGCGUUGCCGAGAUUACCACCUAUGUCGAGACUUUGAGGAACACUUCAUCAGGAAAGAUGUGUCUCUCUGACACCUUGAUCGCCACUGGUCAGGUUCCAGAUGUCAGUGAUCGGCUCUUAGGUCUGGAGUACCCUCCGAAUCAGCAGUGCACUUUAAGAUACGGACAGAGGUCAUUUGACUGCAGGCUAGGAAACGCCUCUGACAUGUGUACUUCUCUGUGGUGCUACAAGCCAAGUGAUGAUCUGUGCUACACUUUCCCGGCAUUGAUGGGGACAUCGUGUGGGAAUAGAAAGGUGUGUAAACAAGGACUUUGUCUUGAUGACAAAGCAGCGCCGCCUGGUGAUAGCAGUUGUAUGUUUGGUGACAGUAGAAUGAACUCUAGCACGUCAUGCGCAGAUGGCAUCCAAGAGUUUGCAGGUCACUGCUACAUUGAGCAGAUCGCUAAUCGAUGCUGUAACUCAUGCAGCCAAGUUCGGACAAGUGAUCCUGAUUGCCUUUUUGGCGACCACUGGUCCAAUUGUUCAAGUGAUGCGUGUUCCAGUGGGUCAGGGACUGAACAGAGAAGCUGCUGUUACACUUGUCGUAAUACCACUUCCGGUAUCAGUACAGAGCAGACGACAUCUCACAGAAUCCCAGCAGGUGACGUCUGCAACGAUGAUGACAAUUUCCGCCAUGAUGGAAAGGCAUGCGCAGACACAAUCCAGGAGUCGUCUGCACUAUGUUGGGUUCAUGACAUCCGGCAGUCAUGUUGUCGUUCUUGUCGGAUGAAAACAACAAAUGUCACAGGCUGCAAGUACGGCGACGAGAACACUGCCUUGUGCUCGUCACUUCCGUCUUGUCAAGGCUACGACGACUUCUGCUGCUACACCUGCCGAGGGUACGACUCGAUGAUCAGCGGCGUGGCCCGUGGUUUUAAUUUUGAUCUUGGUCUGUCUCUUCUUGUGCUCCUCGCCCAGCGCAGUGUCUAACAGGUUGUGUAUCUCUCACCAACGUGAAACGCAAACAAAAUUGUAAUGUUACCGGUAUAGGUAAAUAUAAAAAAAAGCGAGAUAAUAAAAUUAGGAGAAAAAAAAUAAAUAAAUAUAUAAUUAGUUCAUGUGGAAAUAUGCUAUGAUAAAAGCAAGAUACAUGUUACACUUAAUUCCUUUGUGUGUGUGUGUGUGUUGUUCAUGAUGUAUGAAGCUGUCUGUUAAGUUGUUUUUACAAAGCUUAUAUCAAGUUACUCUGUCUGUCUGUCUGUCUGGUACAACAUAUGUACAAGUUAUUUCUCUCACUUCCCAAUCUCAGAUCAAGUUGAAAUUUUGCACACAUUAUUCAUUGUCCCUAAUUAAAAAAAAAAUGAAUGAAAACAAAAAUUAAUCAAUUAAAUAAUUCUGUUUGAUAUUUUAAAAAAGGGAAAAUAAACCAUACAGUAUUGAGAUACAUAGCUGUAAAUGUGCAGAACUUUCCCAUAAAUAAGCCUUUUUUUUAAAUGUCUUUUUUAUAUUUUGCUUGUUUUUAAUUUAAUUUGUUUUUUUUAAGAAUGUGUAUUUCAUCUAUCUGAUGAUUUUCAAGAUUUGAUUAAAAUUUUGAUCUUUGUUUAAAUUUUAGAUAUACAUAGAUUUAUUUUUGCUACUGAACAGACUUACAGUCUAUGUAAGUUUACUCUUGGUAGAUGUCUACUUAACGCUAUACCCCUGCAUGUUUCUCAAUUCCUGUUUUAAAUUGUAUACCAACAUCUGACUUCAUCAUCAUCACUCCUUUGAGUUCCUUGUGGAACAUAGGGCCUCGACAAAAACACGCCACUCUCCACGGUCUCUUGCUAGCUUUUUGAUGGUGUCCCAGCUCUUCCCGGUCUUCUCUGCUUCUUCAAGUACACUACGUCGCCAUGUUCUUUUUGGUCUUCCUCUGCGUCUUGUUCCCUGGGGGUUCCACUCCAAAGCCUGUCUAGCUCUGUUGCUGGUAUCUUUUCUAAGGGUGUGACCAAUCCAUCUCCACUUCCUCUCUAAGAUCUUCACUUCUAUAUUUUUCUGUCCACUCAUCUCCCACAGUUUGGUGUUUUCUACUUUGUCAUACCAGUGUAUUUUUAGGAUAUUUCUCAGGCAUCUGUUGAUGAAGGUCUGUAUUUUUUUUUUUUGUUGUGGCUUCAGUUGUUCUCCAUGUUUCAUCUGACUUAAUCCAUCAUUUAACUUUAUCAAAAACUUAAUAGCAAGUAUAUUACAUUAUGUCAGGAUGUUACAUUAUGUUGAGAUGUUACAUUAUGUUGAGAUGUUACAUUAUGUCAAAAUGUUAUAUUAUGUUGGGAUGUUACAUGUAACAUUAUGUCAAAAUGUUAUAUUAUGUUGGGAUGUUACAUGUAACAUUAUGUCAAAAUGCUACAUUGUGGUGAGAUGUUACAUUAUGUUGGGAUGUACUUAUAGUACUUAUUCUAUACUUAUAACUUAUAAUCAUGUUAUGGGCGUUGUCACAUCAAACGUGUUAACAGCUAAAUUUUUUUAACUUGUGAAAUUAACACAAAGCAAAUGAUCUUUCUCUGUGUUGAGGAUCAUAUUUCAAAUGCUCUCCAACUAUACAAGUACUGCUGUCUGUCUAGACAGUUCCAGCAAAUAUUUCAGAGCAAAUGUAAAAUCCUUUUCUUUUCAUAAUAGAUCUAUACAAAAAACUAAUCGAUCUCUACUAUAUAAAUGUAGAAUAAAGACCAAAAAAAAAAAAUUAAGUUAUUAUUAAGUGAGUUUAAUUUAAACCAAGAAUAUUUUCAAACCAAGCACAAGAUAUAUCAAACGACCAUUUGACUGAAAGCAAUGAUGUAAUGGAAUAACGGUAACUGAGAAUUAAGAAACAUUGAAUGCUAAAACAAAAGCUCCACUCAAGUCCUGAGUUACUGAUGUAGACACAGCUGACACCCUUCAAGACAGAGUUUACCAAGAGUGCAGCAUUUAGUAACCUAAAGUCUACAUGCAACAACCUGAAAAGAAAUGUGUAAGAUAAUGUCCUACAGAUUGGUACAUUAGGACGCCAACUUUAUUUCUAGCUAAUAACAAAAUUGUAUGACAUUAUUCCUACAUUGCUUUUAGUUGGAUUGAUUUACAACAAAGAAUAUCUAUAAAUAGUUGCACUGGUAUCUAUCGAAUUUUUUAUUUUUUUUAAAUCUUGGCAGGAAUUAUUUCAAAAGUCUUUUUUUUUUAGAUUUAUUUAUGACAUGCAUUUUUAAACUCAGGAACCAUAAUCAGGUAACGCUUCCAUAAUCGGAAAUAUAUGUAAAUCUAAAAUAUAAGGUCAAAUGUUUUUACACUUGUUAUCACCAAAACGAAAGUUAGGGAAUCACUAAAACCAUAGUGUGAAACUUAACUUGACAAUGACCUUAGGCCAACAAUUUCUUAAGUAAAAAAAUUUCUCUUCAACUAGGGCAAAGAAGGGAGAUAAAGAUGCAAUGUGCUACUCCCCUAAUGAUACCUCUAUUAAAGACAUUAUUUCCCCUUUGAUUUUUAAUUAAUGACUGAAUUUUAGAGGUGAUCCCUAUGAAAAAGAGAUUACAAACUAUCAGAUAUUUACACAAAAAUCCUGAAAAAAAAAAAAAAAAAACACCCUGAAUUCUGAUACCAUUUUCCUUGUAAUUGUAUCUAAUAGAAAUUAUACCAUCUUUCAUUAGUAUUUUGUUUUUAAAUGAUGUUUGGCCCAUUUUGUUCAAAACCCACCAUAUCAACAACCCAUGCCAGUAGAAGUCAUAAGCUCGUCCAAAAAUAACCAUUGCUUUCUGAUCAUUGAGCACAAGAAAUGUAUUUACAAGGCACUCCAAUAUUUAUUAAUGACACUGGCAUUCUAAACUAUUGAAGAUUUACAGUUUGGGUGGAUAGGAUACUCUAUAAGAAAGAAAUAGUUUACAAUGUUUGAAUAUAUCGGUUCUAAAACAAUUGAAAUAAAAUAAAACUAUCAAGAAACAGGGACAGGUAAUUAAAAAACUUCAUAAUAAAAGAAAGAAAUUUUUUAUUGACUUGAGUUUUUGGAGAGGAGCAACGAAAGUUUUUUUUUUUUUAUUAGGUUUGGGGGGGGGGGGGGGGAAUAAUGUUCAUUCCCUCACACACAGGUUGCUUACAUGAAGUUAUAUUUAUUUUAAUUUAUUCAAGACCUAAUGUCUUAAAUUAAAUUGUGUCCACUGAAGCUCUUUAAUAAAACGAAAAAAAAAAGUGUGGAAUUUCAUGUGAAGAUUGGACAAAAAGAACUAUUUUGGUUAAAAACUCACCACACAGAGAACAAAUAAAAUAUCCAAAAGAUGCAUCCCUUUUCCAGCCAAAAGCAAUAAAUUCUUUAAAAAAAAAAAUUAAAACUCUUAAGACAUUAUCAGUCAUCUGGCCAGUCAUAAAUAUAUAUUUUGGUCCAUGUAGCUACAGCAUAGACAAUGUUACAGUUGAAGCAGUCAGAAAUUGUUGACUGUGUUGUUAAACAUGGCAGACAUAAGGCCAUAAACA
This is a messenger RNA of Biomphalaria glabrata, 5884 nucleotides long. RefSeq names its product A disintegrin and metalloproteinase with thrombospondin motifs 2-like. NCBI's taxonomy places the organism in Eukaryota, Metazoa, Mollusca, Gastropoda, Planorbidae. The transcript is spliced from 17 exons. Gene Ontology annotation, molecular function: metalloendopeptidase activity. Gene Ontology annotation, biological process: proteolysis. The record is from RefSeq and is a predicted model, not a curated record. The coding region runs from base 68 to 2407 and encodes 779 amino acids.